This is a messenger RNA of Prunus dulcis (almond), 2799 nucleotides long. Its product is annotated as importin-5-like. Gene Ontology annotation, cellular component: cytoplasm; nucleus. The record is from RefSeq and is a predicted model, not a curated record. The coding region runs from base 185 to 2752 and encodes 855 amino acids. Gene Ontology annotation, molecular function: nuclear import signal receptor activity; small GTPase binding. NCBI's taxonomy places the organism in Eukaryota, Viridiplantae, Streptophyta, Magnoliopsida, Rosales, Rosaceae. Gene Ontology annotation, biological process: protein import into nucleus. The transcript has 12 exons.
AAAAACCCUCGUCCAAACGCCAAACCCUCCUCUUUUCCCCAACUCUUCCCUCCUUUCUCUCUCUCUCUCUCUCUCUGAGAUUCUCGGAGGCGCAAAACUCAAAAACACACGAAAACAAAUAAACGCCUCCGUCCAAAUCCUUUAUCCCUUUACUUCUCCUUCCCCAAACCCUAAAGCUCCUCCGAUGGCCACCGAUCCUACCCAGCAGCAGCAACAACUGGCCAUAAUUCUGGGCCCCGACCCGACCCACUUCGAAACCCUAAUAUCUCAUCUUAUGUCCUCCAGCAACGACCAACGAUCCCAGGCCGAAGCCCUCUUCAACCUCUGCAAGCAGGCCCACCCGGACGCCCUCCUGCUCAAGCUCCUUCACGUCUUGCAGUCCUCGACCCGACCCGAGUCCAGGACCAUGGCCGUCAUCCUCCUCCGCCGCCAGCUCACCCACGAUGACUCCUUCCUCUGGCCCCGCCUCACCCCCAACACCCAGUCCACCCUCAAGUCCCUCCUCCUCUCCUCUCUCCAAUCCGAGUCCUCCAAAUCCAUGUCCAAGAAGCUCUGCGAUACCAUUUCCGAGCUCGCCUCCUCCGUUCUCCCCGAAAACCAGUGGCCCGAGCUUCUCCCUUUCAUGUUCCAGUGCGUCACCUCUGACAAUCCCAAACUCCAGGAAUCGGCUCUCUUGAUUUUCGCCCAAUUGGCGCAUUACAUCGGCGAAACCCUCGUUCCUCACUUGACUACCCUCCACGAGGUCUUCUUCCGGUGCCUGUCUACCUCCGCCAAGAGCGCCGACGUCAGAAUCGCUGCCCUCGGGGCGUCAGUGAAUUUCAUCCAGUGCUUGACUAGUGCGGCCGAGAGGGACAGGUUCCAGGACUUGUUGCCGCUGAUGAUGCAGACGUUGACCGAGGCGUUGAAUUGCGGGCAGGAGGCGACUGCGCAGGAGGCUCUGGAGUUAUUGAUUGAAUUGGCAGGGACUGAACCGAGGUUCUUGAGAAGGCAGUUGGUGGAUGUGGUGGGGUCCAUGCUUCAGAUUGCCGAGGCCGAGUCCUUGGAGGAAGGGACAAGGCAUCUGGCCAUUGAGUUUGUGAUUACCUUGGCCGAGGCCAGGGAGAGGGCACCUGGGAUGAUGAGGAAGUUGCCGCAGUUCAUUCAGAGGUUGUUUGCGAUUCUCAUGAACAUGUUGUUGGACAUUGAGGAUGAACCUGAGUGGCACGCUGCCGAUACAGAGAAUGAGGAUGCCGGGGAGACAAGCAAUUACGGGUUUGGACAGGAGUGUUUGGAUAGGCUCUCUAUUUCCCUGGGUGGGAAUACCAUUGUCCCAGUUGCUUCAGAGGUUUUCCCGGCUUUCUUGGCUGCUCCCGAGUGGAAAAAGCACCACGCCGCACACAUUGCCCUUGCUCAGAUUGCCGAGGGUUGCUCCAAGGUAAUGAUAAAGAACCUUGAACAGGUCGUGUCAAUGGUGUUGAAUUCAUUCCAAGAUCCCCAUCCGCGUGUGAGAUGGGCAGCAAUUAAUGCAGUUGGGCAAUUGUCAACGGAUUUAGGCCCAGAGUUACAAGUCCAGUAUCACCAGCGAGUGCUGCCUGCUUUGGCUGGAGCCAUGGAUGACUUCCAAAAUCCUCGAGUACAGGCCCAUGCUGCUUCAGCAGUACUCAAUUUCAGUGAAAAUUGCACCCCAGAUAUUUUGACACCAUACCUGGAUGGAAUUGUGAGCAAGCUUCUUGUACUUCUACAGAAUGGGAAGCAGAUGGUGCAGGAGGGUGCUUUAACAGCUCUAGCUUCAGUUGCCGAUUCGUCACAGGAGCAAUUCCAGAAGUAUUAUGAUGCUGUAAUGCCUUACUUGAAAGCUAUCUUGAUUAAUGCUAAUGACAAAUCCAAUCGCAUGCUACGUGCCAAAUCCAUGGAGUGUAUUAGUUUGGUUGGAAUGGCUGUUGGAAAGGAUAAGUUCAGGGAUGACGCUAAGCAGAUUAUGGAAGUCUUGAUGUCAUUGCAAGGAUCUCAAAUGGAGGAUCCUACAACAAGUUACAUGUUACAAGCAUGGGCCAGACUUUGCAAAUGCCUUGGACAGGAUUUUCUCCCUUAUAUGAAUGUUGUCAUGCCCUCUUUGCUUCAGUCUGCUCAACUGAAGCCUGAUGUGACAAUUACAUCUGCAGAUUCAGAUGCAGAUAUUGAUGAAGAUGAUGAUAGCAUUGAAAUGAUUACUGUUGGUGAUAAAAGGAUAGGAAUUAGGACUAGUGUCCUGGAGGAAAAAGCUACGGCUUGUAACAUGCUAUGUUGCUAUGCUGAUGAAUUGAAGGAAGGGUUCUUCCCAUGGAUUGAUCAGGUUGCUCCAACAUUGGUUCCUCUUCUCAAAUUUUAUUUCCAUGAAGAAGUUAGAAAGGCAGCUGUUUCAGCGAUGCCUGAGCUGUUGCGUUCAGCCAAAUUAGCUGUAGAGAAGGGACUUGCACAAGGUCAUAAUGAGUCCUAUAUCAAGCAGUUGUCUGAUUACAUAAUACCAGCAUUGGUUGAAGCACUACACAAGGAGCCUGAGGUAGAAAUUUGUGCAAGCAUUUUAGAUGCGUUAAAGGAAUGUGUGCAGAUUUCUGGAGCACUUCUUGAUGAAAACCAAGUUAGGUGCAUCGUGGAUGAAAUCAAACAAGUUGUUACAGCCAGUUCAUCAAGAAAACAAGAGCGAGCAGAAAGGGCCAAGGCAGAGGACUUCGAUGCAGAAGAAGGAGAACUGCUUAAGGAAGAAAAUAACCACGUCGGUAGUGAAAUUAUAUAAUACGUCGUUUGUAUAUAAAUAACCGUCGUGUGUUUUUUGUUCUUAGU